AUGGAGGAAGCAAAGAAUAUGGCGUUGCUGUUCUUCAUGGAUCAUCUGAUGCAGAAGAAUGGCCGUCGAACGAUCCAUGAUCUCAGCUGUCAAUUCGGAGCUAGAGGAUUUACAGAGGAAAUGAGGAAUGCGGUGGGAACGACGCAAGAGGGCCUCACCGAAUUCCUACAGGGUCACCCUUCGCUGUUCACGGUCGAAGGCGAUCAAGUGAUUCUGAACGGCCACAACGAUCUUAAUGCUCGCAAUAAUCCACUCCUCAUGUCGGGAAUGAGAAGUCGCAACUACGAGAAAGAAGCUGUCGAUUUUUUUGUGAACAAAUUGACCAAGUUCGGACCAGAGUUGCAGAUAAAAUCCUUAUUGGGACAUCGUUCCCAAGCAGCUCCUGAAGUUCGUCUUGUUUCAGGACGUCAUCUUAAGGAGUUUUGCGAGUUCCUACAGUCGCAGGUCGACUAUUUUGUUGUAGAAGGUGACCGUGUCCGUCUGAAGAAUAUGCCCGAACCCGAUGAGAACGCGAUCGAACUCGACGACGAAGGAAAACCAUUAGCUGGAAUGAAAGCCAAACAAGCCGCUGUAGAGUAUUUAAAGAGUGUGUUAGAACAGAAUGAGGAUCAGCCAAUUCCACUAGAUCAAUUCUAUCAACAUUUCUGCCAGAGAUUCUCUCACACCAUCCGCCAAGACGUUGCUACAAAUCCAAAAGAGCUACUCCAGUUCCUUAAACUAAACCGUGGAUUGUUUUUCAUCCGAAGUAACAAAGUGUCGCUAGUGAAGAAUCGCCCGAGUGAAGAAGGAUCUGAAAAUGGAUCAGAUGAGGGUGAUGCUGAAAAUAACAAUGGAAUGUUCCCGUUGGAUCAGAACGCGCUCAGUCGAAUUCAUUUUGUGAAGGCGCUCAAACCUGCACAAGAACUUAUUGCGAACUUAUGGCAGGAUAUUAACAAUAUGGAAAAGAAGGUGGUCGGAUUGGAUUUGAAAACUGUUACUGUUGGAGUUGACGGCGAGAUCUUCUUGUCUCUGGGUAUUAUUGCGACUACAUCCCAAAUUGGAAUUUUCGAUCUUGCUUCUAGUGAUGUUAUUAUUCUUGAAAGUGGAUUCAAGGGCAUUCUGGAAAGCGACAAUGUUGUUAAAGUAAUUCAUGAUGCAAGAAGAAUUGCAUCAAUUCUUGCUCAUAAAUAUGCAGUUCAUAUGAGAAAUGUAUUCGACACCCAGGUUGCCCAUGCUCUUCUUCAACACGAUAAAUUUGGAAAACCACUGCACGAAAUGCGGCCAAUCUCAUUCAUAAAUCUGCAACGCGUCUAUUACCCGCAAUCGAUUCUUUUGAGUGAUGUGACCCCGCGCAAAAUGAGCCAAUCUCCAAACUGGGGAGUCCGACCAAUCACCGAAGAGUUUCAGCUGACCAUUGUCGAGGAAGCUCAUUGCUUAUUGUCGGCUCUUUAUCAAACCUUGUCUAAUCUGAUUCCAGUGCAUUUGAGAGGCUUAUUUGAAGACAAAUGCAUCGAGGUAAUCCAUCCAGAGGUUCUUCUUGCUUCUACCAAUCGCCCUCCUCCACCUCAACCGUUCGUCUCGACUCCAUAUCGUGCUUCGACUCGUCGCGGCGGUAAUUCCGACCGCGCUCCGAUCAUGCAAUCAUUCGCGCCAUCACCGUACGCCGCCGCGCCGCGCCCGAUGAUGAGCGACGCGUGCACACAAACAUUUUCCACGGGAGACAUCGAAGUGCUCAAUGUAUAUUACGAGUAA
Caenorhabditis bovis is the source of this 1731-nucleotide messenger RNA. The record is from the annotation of a GenBank genome assembly. Lineage: Eukaryota; Metazoa; Nematoda; Chromadorea; Rhabditida; Rhabditidae.